UCCGGGAGAGCAUGGCCGCAAAAGCGCUGCAGACCUGCCUCCGUGUCUCCUCAUUGAUAACAGCUUCUCGGGAGCUCUUGGUGAUGUUGCAGAGCCUCUCGUCAGGGGACAACUAACCCGGAGAUUGUGUGCGAGUACGCGGGGAGGUUUGACCCACUGUGCGCGGUGUUUGUCGUUCGGCAGGACAGAGGCGGCGGGACAGCUGCGGGUUCAGCCCGAGCUCAAGCUGCUGGUUCGAGGCUUCUUCUUUCGGGGUUUCUCACCGAACAGGAGCAAAGAUCGUGUUUUGGAAGCGCGACUGCACACGGACUGCGCUUCUGCUCUCUUGUGGAACAUUUAUUCUGUGGCUUUUAUAUAUAUUUUUCAACUGCGUACCUCCUGUCUUGGAAAGAGCAAGCGACUUGGAGAAACUGUUUCGCGGAGUUGAGUUCACGCAGAUAUACUGGGGAUUUCCAGCGUUUAUUCAGAACUGUUUCUAGUUCAAGCGACUAAAGAGUGCAAAGUCAAUGAUCUGACUGUCAAAACGCAAGACCAUAAAGAUAUAUAGUUGUGUUAUUUACACCAACAAGGUAGCAACAUUUGUGCGGGAAUAAAAACGUGGACUCUCAUCACAACAUCUCACCACCACAUCCAUCAGAUUCUUUAACCCUGAAUCACUUUGGCUUCGCCGGAGUUCCAGAGCAGAUAUGCCGCAGGUGGAAAUGAUCCUCUUCCUCCACCUCAUCCUAGUGAUGUGUGUGUACGGCCAGGACCCGGCGUCCAAGGUGGUGUCCGAUCGAUACGCCGUCUUCUGGAACCGAACUAACCCCAGGUUUUACCGGGGUGAUUACCACAUUGACGUCUGCAUCAACGACUACCUGGAUGUCUACUGUCCGCACUACAUCAGCCCAGUUUCUGACGACCGAGCCGAGCGCUACGUCCUCUACAUGGUGAACUACGACGGCUACAGCUCCUGCGACCACACCGCCAAGGGCUUCAAACGCUGGGAGUGCAACCGGCCUCUGUCACCCAACGGACCGCUGAAGUUCUCAGAGAAGUUCCAGCUGUUCACUCCCUUCUCCUUGGGCUUUGAGUUCCGCCCCGGCAGAGAGUAUUACUAUAUCUCCUCCAUCACUGACGACAAAGGAAGAAGGAGCUGCCUUCGUCUCAAAGUCUUUGUCCGGCCUCAAAACAAUUGUGUGAAAGAACCCGGGACGGUGCAGGAAGGGGUCGACUUUGACGACAACAGUCACAACUCCCUAGAACCCAGAGAUGGCAUCGUUCACGGGUCGCCUGAGCCGUCUCGAAGGGAUGUGAACUCGGCGGGUCGACGCCAGACUUCCGUCCUCCUGCUCAGCUCCGCCCUCAUUCUGCUGGCGGCCAUCUUGUCUUUAUAGCGCCCAGGCUGAGGAAUCUGCCAGGAAUGGACUGUCCUGAUUGGACCACAGGCCGCCCUUACCCUGCAACCCCUCCCCCUCAAAGGAGCACUUUUUAAAAACAAAAAAGAACACUGACAAUCUCUCGAUGUGAAAAGAGAGAGGAAGGGACUUCGACGUUGAAGCCUUCGAUGUUUUUUGACUUGCCAACUUGACUUUCUGCUGGGUGCUGACGGUCAAGGCACCCCGAGACGAAAGACGCGUACCCUUUCGCCUAGCUACUGCUCACAAUAUACAGAUAUUAAAGACCAGCACACAUAUGAUCUCAAACACACACACACUACACAAUCAGUACACAGCUUGAAUGGCAAUGAAGCACAGCGGGAUCCUUUAAAAGUUUACAGACUUUUUUUUUUUUGUGUUCAGGAAAACAUCACAUAACCCCCCUGACAUGUAUCAUGAUUAUAUCUCACGUCAAAAUGGAUUUUCGAGGAAGACCUUCGAACGACGCAUCGCCGGCAUGCUAACGGAAAAAAACUGAGAAGGAAGUUGUUGCUAGGAGACGGUUACCAAGGGCGCAGGGCGGGCCUUUGACAACUAAUCCCCCCCCCCCUGUUUAAAAACUGACCCUCGUUGAGAGUUAAGCUUUUUAAAGCAGCCGAUUUAACGACCGAUUAAUGUGUUUUGUUUUUAAUAAGUCACCUAAUUCAAUCGUAGCAGCCAACAUGGGUGUACAGUCAAAUAUUUGAACGGAGCGAAAGAAGUGCUUAUGUUUUUUUUUGCCAGGCAAAAUGUAUUUUCCUAUUUAUUGUGAAGUCCUCGUGCUUUGUUUUCCCGCUCUGGUUUUAGUCUGUAAGUACAGUAGAAAGGCAAUAAAAAAAAAUACAGUUACCCAUUAAGUUAGUUCAUAUUACACAGCUUUUUUGAUACAAUCACUUCAGUUCAUGUUUGACUUGAUCGCUGAUUUUUUUAGCAAAGUCCAGGAAGGAAAAAAAAAAAGUUUGAUGUGCUAUCAGGGUGUAGAGAAAAAAGUAGAAUAUUUGUGUUUCGAUUUUGUCAUUAAAAAUGUCACCGACGUAGUUUUACUAUUA
This is a messenger RNA of Eleginops maclovinus (Patagonian blennie), 2446 nucleotides long. Its product is annotated as ephrin-A5b-like. Gene Ontology annotation, biological process: axon guidance; regulation of actin cytoskeleton organization; regulation of cell-cell adhesion. Gene Ontology annotation, cellular component: plasma membrane; external side of plasma membrane. The record is from RefSeq and is a predicted model, not a curated record. The transcript is spliced from 5 exons. The coding region runs from base 687 to 1376 and encodes 229 amino acids. Lineage: Eukaryota; Metazoa; Chordata; Actinopteri; Perciformes; Eleginopidae. Gene Ontology annotation, molecular function: ephrin receptor binding.